Messenger RNA from Durotheca rogersii, 2900 nucleotides. RefSeq lists its product as uncharacterized. Gene Ontology annotation, cellular component: endoplasmic reticulum lumen. Gene Ontology annotation, biological process: response to endoplasmic reticulum stress. Bases 677 to 2164 code for a protein of 495 amino acids. The record is from RefSeq and is a predicted model, not a curated record. NCBI's taxonomy places the organism in Eukaryota, Fungi, Ascomycota, Sordariomycetes, Xylariales, Xylariaceae. The transcript has 2 exons. Gene Ontology annotation, molecular function: protein-disulfide reductase activity; protein disulfide isomerase activity.
GUCAAAUCGUCUAGAGUCUUCUCCCGUGUUCGACGUGGUGUGUGGUUGAGAGGUAGGUAGGUAAGGCACCAGCUUAUAGAGCACCUAUGCAUGUACAUACAAGGUACACUGCCAUGUACCUAUCCGAUGUAACCCAGCCGCCGUCCCGCACUGGCAGCACCAGCAUCGGCAGCUGGCGAAUGGCGUCGAAUUUCCACCGUGGCCUUUUUCUCGAUCGAGCAACCGGACAGCAACCCUACCGCCGGCCAGCCUUGUUAUCCCCUCGACAGAUGUCUGCCCACCUGCUCUGCUUCAUUCUCCGGACUUGCAUAUCUGUCAUGAACCCCGUUGGAUAUUUAUAAACCCCAUAGGCAUACCCGCGUCUGCGAGGGAGGACCCGAGAGAGAAGCGAGAGUGAUACGAGAAAGCCAGCAAACUUGACUGACCAUUCGCCUUUUCAUUUUUUUCCUUCUCUUCCCCCCCGAUCCAAACUCACUCUGCACCAAGCUAAGGCUACCCGCGAUCCUCGUCGGAAAGCUCCCCCACCACCUCUCUCUAUCCCUCGAGUUUCCCUCGCUAUAGCUAGGAGCCCAUCGUAGUCGUCGGCGGCCGACCCGUCUUUCCAUUUCUUUACGUCUCUGUCCGUCUCACCCGCGUAAACCACAUAGUCGCCACCGUCCGUCCGUCCGCCCAUCCGAUGCAUACCUUCGGCCUCAAACCCGCCGCGGCCGUGGCCGCUGUAGCCUGCCUCGGCUCCCUGCCGGCCGCGCAAGCUGCCCUCUAUCUCAAGAGCUCCCCCGUAGUCCAGGUCGACGCCAAGGACUACGACAGGAUAAUCAACCAGUCCAACCACACUUCCGUCGUCGAGUUCUACGCGCCGUGGUGCGGGCACUGCCAGAACCUGAAGCCGGCCUAUGAGAAGGCGGCGCGCAACCUCGAGGGCCUGGCGCACGUCGCCGCCGUGAACUGCGACGACGACGCGAACAAGCAGCUAUGUAGCGCCCUGGGCGUCAAGGGCUUCCCCACGCUCAAGACGGUGCGACCAGGCAAGGGCAAGGGCGCCAAACCCCUCGUUGAGGACUACAAUGGGCCGCGCACAGCCAAGGGCAUCGUCGACGCCGUCGUUGAACGCAUCAACAACCACGUCAAGCGCGUCACCGACAACGACCUCGACGCCUUCCUAGCCAAGAACAAUGAGUCCGCCAAGGCCCUCCUCUUCACCGAGAAGGGCACUACCAGCGCCCUCCUACGCAGCAUCGCCAUCGACUUCCUCGACGUCAUCACCGUCGCCCAGGUCCGCGACAAGGAGACUCGCGCCAACGAGCUCUUCGGCGUCGCUUCCUACCCGACCCUCGUGCUGCUGCCCGGCGGCGACCGCGACGGGCUCGUGUACGACGGCGAGAUGAAGAAGGACGCUCUUGUCAAGUUCCUCUCGCAGGCCGGCUCGCCGAACGUGGACCCGGCCCCCGCGAGCGCUAAGCCCGCUGGCGAGAAGAAGAAUAAGAAGAAGGCGGCGAAGCCGUCCGACAAGGACAAGAAGGCCAAGAAGGCGUCCUCCGCCAAACCCAGCGCCGAGACCGAAGCAGCGGAACCCGCAGAUGAGGAGGAGACCCCCGUCGAUGCCGCCACCGCAAAGCCGGUCGAAGCGGCGCCGCCCAUCCCGGCGAUCACCGACGCCGACGAGCUCGCGAAGCAGUGCCUGAACCGCAAGGCGCACACGUGCGUGCUGGCGUUCGUGCCGGCGGGCGCGCACGCGGACGAGGGUAGCGCGGGGUCACGGGCGCUGGCGAGCCUGGCGGCGCUGGCACACAAGCAUGCGCUGAGCUCGCGGCGGCUGUUCCCUUUCUUCGAGGUGGCGGCCGACGGCGGCGCGGCGGCGCCUGUGCUCGCGGGGCUCGGGUUGGCGGGCGAGAUCGAGCUCGUGGCGCUGAGUGGCAAGCGCGGCUGGUGGCGCCGCUACGAGGGCGCUGACUUCGGCCUCGAGAGCGUCGAGGCCUGGAUCGACGCCAUCCGCUUGAGCGAGGGCGUGAAGCAUAAGCUGCCCGAGGGCUUGAUCGCCGAGGAGGAGAAGAAGGCUGAGGAGACGAAGGCCGAGGAGACGAAGGCCGAGGAGACGAGGGUGGAGGAGAAAGAAGAAGAGGAGGAGAAACCGGCUGAGACGCCGGUUCAGCACGAGGAGCUGUAGAUUCGCGGGACAGCGUUAGUUAGUGAGUGCGGGUUGGAUGGUGCAGGGUAUAUAUAUAUGAUGCCGUGACUGCGCAAAAAGAGAGAGAAAAAGAAACCAAAUAUUCCGACGCCGCUCGUUCGUAACAGAAACCUUGGAGUUUACCUACCCGCACGAAGGAAUUCGAUUGAGACCGUGAACCUACCCGCCAACGCCAAACGCUACACGAAUAUGCCCCAUCUACCUAUCGUCUCGUCUCGUCUCGCCCCCUUUUCUCCGCCGCCAUCUCAUCAUCGCUCUUCCAUCCUUCGUUAAUUUUUCCUCUUCCCUUUCCCCUUUCCCCCCUCCGUCUCCUUCUCGAGCCUAUCCAGCACCUUGAGCGCCUCCUCCUGCGGCGCGUCCGCGUCCGAGUCCGAGUCCAAAUCCAUACCCACGUCCUCGUCGCUGUCGCCACCGCCCGUCGCCGGGACAUCUGCGGCCCCGCCGAGGCCCUCGCCGGCCAGGACGCGGCGGCCGCGCCGCCGGACGGCGCGGUCGAGCUUGGCGCGCACGCGGGCGCACCCGUCGGCGGCGGCGGCCAUCAUGGCCUCGAGGCGGCGGGCGUCGGGGACGCGGGUCUCGCAGACGAGGGCGACGACGCGGUCGGUGGCGCCGAGCGUGGCGAGCGUGAGCCACGGCAGCUCGGUCUCCUCCUGGGCGUUGAGGUCGAUGAGCGGGUCGGCGGCGUCGUCGGCGGCGGCCGCGGCGGCGCCGCCCC